AUGCAUUUGUUUCAAUAAAAUUUAGUGUUCUUGUUGGAAUUUUAUAUUAUUUUUAAUUUAAUUUAAUUUAAUAUUAAUUUAUAAUCUAUUUUAUAUUUUAUAAAUUCUAAAUCAAAGAUAAUGAAUAGUAAAGAUAUAGUAUUAAGUCCAAAUGCCCCAACAACUCUUUUUUUGGAGAAGCAUGUCGAGUUCAUUGAGACUUACAGCAAGAAACAAGAAUUUGAGUACACCAUCUCUGAAUACUUGCGUAUGAGUGGCAUAUACUGGAGCCUAACUGCUCUACAUCUAGUGAAGGAAGAAGGCAAAUUGAGCAAAACUGAAAUACUGAACUUUGUAAAAUCCUGCCAACAUGAAUGUGGGGGCUUUGGGGCCAGCCUCAAUCAUGAUCCUCAUCUGUUGUACACUUUGAGUGCUAUUCAGAUCUUAUGCUUAUACGAUUCUUUGGACGCCAUCAACGUAGAGGGUGUGGCAUCGUACGUUACAUCCCUACAGCAAUCUGACGGAAGUUUCUAUGGUGAUGCUUGGGGGGAGGUCGAUACGAGGUUCUCGUUCUGCGCCGUGGCCUGCUUGGCACUACUGUCAGGUUUAUUGUUGUCUGGGCGCUCUCUCCAUCUUAGAUUGCCUGAACCUCGUGGAAGUGGAUGAACUCGGAUGGUGGCUCUGUGAGAGGCAGCUGAUGUCCGGUGGUCUGAACGGUCGACCCGAGAAAAUGCCUGACGUAUGUUACUCAUGGUGGGUUGUGGCCUCCCUCAAGAUGAUUGACAGGCUGCACUGGAUUGAUAAGAAAGCUCUGGUGAAAUUCAUCCUGGCAUCGCAAGAUGAUGAGACCGGUGGCUUCGCCGAUAGACCUGGUGACAUGCCCGACCCAUUUCACACGCUCUUUGGACUCGCUGGGCUCUCACUGUUGCAAGAGGAUCAUGACGAUAAUGAGGUCAUGUCACAACCGGAUAAUGAGGUCAUGUCACAACCAAAUAAUGAGGUCAUGUCACAGCCAAAUAAUGAGGUCAUGUCACAAAAUAAUGACGUCGAGUCACUAUAUAAAGAGGUCACGCAACCACAGCUGCCACCAUCCCGGCAACAUUCGCCACCGCGACAGAAACUGCAACAUCCUCUGAAUCAAAUCAGAUUUGAAGCCAUUGAUGAAGUGUUUUGCAUGCCCAAGAAAGUUGUCGGUAGGUACUUCGUGAGACCUCAGCAUUGUGGUACGACUAGUAAGGAUUGUGGCGGCUGUAAUGAAUACACGAAUGAGAAAUGUGUUGAUAUGAUCUUAAGCUACAUAAUGCCAUAUCUGCUGAGAUACAUGAGGCAAGGAGUGUUUCAACACAAGGCAUUGGAUACUUCCAUUGUAUCAAUCCAAGAGGAAUGGUCUGACUAUCAUGAUACUGCUACGCAUGCCUUUCAUGUCACAAGAGACACAGCCAGUGAAAGGAAGCGCCAGAGAAGCCGACCGAACAACUUCUACAACAAGUACUACCACCUGAACCUGGAGGAGAUCGAGCGACAGCAGCAACGGCGUCAGCUUCGCCACCAACAGCAGCACCACCUCUCACCGCCGAGCCUUCAGAAGCAGCUCGACUACAUCUCGCAAUUCCUUUGGAUCUCCAUCGAGCCGUAUGCCAAUGAAAAUGGUAACUUCUACAUCAACGUGAACUUGAAGAACGCCGGAAAUUCCACCAUUGAUAACUGCUGCUGGUCAAUUUAUUUUUAUAGCACUAAGUUUAUCGACGGAAGGGUCAUGAUGGAUGUCAAUGACCUUUUGACUGUCGAAGAAAAGAUGGAUAUGAAUAGGAGGAAGCACAACGUGGGGCUCGAUAGUAAUGAUGCCGGGGGUGGUGCUGAUACUGAUGACAAUAAUAAUAAUAAUAAUAAUAAUAAAAAGAAUAAUAAUAAUAUGAAUAACGAUGGUGAUAAUAAUGGGAAUGCUACUAAUCAUGGUAUUGGGACGACUUUUGCCUCCAUGAUACAGGAUGGAGAUCUCCUGGCGGGUUUCAAAUCCUUCGACACCCGCCAAUCCAUCUUCAUCACCCACGUCAUGGGGUACACCUUCAAAAUGAUGCCCACCGAAAAUUUUAGACCCCUCCGACCAAACGGUCAAUUGAGGGUUAGGCUCGUCGGCACUGGUUGGCAGGUCUCCAGGAGUGAGUUCAUCCCUAAUUGGUAUGUAGCCAACGACAACGACAACACGACAGUGGCGCGCGUCAUCCAGUGCACUGCAGAUGAGGAUUUGAAGUUUGUUGACGGCUUCAAAAGACAGGCUUCCACCAUCAGGUUCCAAGGAGAUCUGUUCAGGCCUUUCACACUGGAGAAGAGAUAUAAAAUGCACGAGCCAUUAUACCCCGCCGCCUCUAAAUCCGCAUUGCCAUUCGCUUCUCUGAUACCAACGCCAAUCACUCUGGAGUUUUCUGACGCGGGGAAGAGUGGCAACAUGAACGAUUAUGACGUCAACAAAGUGUUGCUCCUUGAUGUUAAUAAUUGGGUGAUAACGUAUUGCGAGGGCUUGUAUGGUGAGGCUCUCUAUUUGAAAGAAAAAUUGAGGCUAAAAUCCGAACUCGUUCUCGUCCCUGGCCAGAAUGACGACACCGACCUCAACGGCGACACCGACCUCAACGGUGGCAUCGGCCUCAACAACGACAAAAACAGCUACAACGUCGACUUCAGAAACAACAACAACAGCAACUCAACAACAACAGCAACAACAACAACAAUCGACUCCUUCCUAAACAAGCCGCACCACAUCAACCUACGCCUCCUAACCACCCACACCGACAAGGAAUCUCUCCUACGGAAACUCCAAAACCGGAAGGACCCCCAGCCGACAAAUUACGUCAUCCAGAGCCAACAUGGCUACCACCUGUCAAUCAAACCCCUACCGGACCGGAUCAACAUUUACGGUUUUCUGCCGGUCGGUGUCUUCUACGGUGCCGUCAGUCUGACUAACAUCCUCAUCAGUGGCGAUGAUGACUAUGUCAGGUUGGUUCUCUCUCAACACAACAACAACAACAACAACAAUAAUAAUAAUAACAACAAUAAUAAUAAUAAUAACAACAAUAAUAACAACAAUAAUAACAAUAAUAAAAAUAAUAAUGUGACUGGGCCUUCCAAUGAAGAUUUAUUCGGUAAAAAUGACGAAAAGGCUGCCGUAGUUAUAGGCAAACUCGGACAAUACCGCCUACACGAGUUAGUGAAUUUCAAAUUAGUACCGGUCUGCGAGGUCUACGAUGCCCCAAGGUUCAAACACAGAGGUCUGAUGAUUGAUGUGGCCAGAAAUUUUCACCCUCUAGAUACUAUUAUUGGAGUCAUCGACGCUAUGGCUUCCUAUAAGAUGAACAUCCUUCACAUUCACCUCUCUGACGAUGAAGGAUGGAGGCUGGAGAUCAAAGAACUGCCCGAAUUAACUGAGAUUGGGGGUAGGAGGUCACAUGACUUAAGCGAAAGCCAAUCGCUCAUGUCUUUACUUGGCUCUGGACCUGCGAGCAACUCAUCAUCAUCAUCAUCGUCAUCAUCAUCGUCAUCAUCAUCAUCGUCGUCCAAGUGGAGCAAGCCAAAUGAUGGCUACUACACUGUGGAGCAGUUCCAGCAGCUGCUGAAGUAUGCCAGCCGGCGUCAUGUCACCAUCAUUCCAGAGUUCGACAUGCCAGGUCACUCGCAUGCUGCAAUCGUCAGUAUGAUGGUUAGGUACGAGAGAGAUAGACGAAAGCAAAAACUAUACGAAAAACAACUGGCAGAGUUGAAGCAACAACAGCAACAACAACAGCAACAUCACAACAACCACAACAACAACAACAAAAGCAACAACAUCAACAAUUUGAAACCUCCGAAACAUGUUGAUUACUUGCUGUCGGAUCUUCAUGACAGCUCAAAGUACCUCACGGGGCAGUUCUACAAAGUUUCAGCCAUCAACCCGUGUCUGAAAUCUACUUAUAGAUUUGUGUAUAGGUUGUUGGUCAGUCUGAAAGAGAUGUAUAAGGGCAUAGCUCCCUUGAAAUAUUUCCACCUUGGGGGUGAUGAGGUGCCCCAGAUGGCCUACAAACAUUCGCCCGCGUGCUGGAAGCUACUACAGAAGCUGCAAGCCAUCGCCGACGAAGGCGACGGCUACUUCGUCGAGAAAGUGGCGCGCAUAGCCAAGAAACUAGAGCUCAAUUUGAUUGGCUGGGAGGACGCCUUCUCCACACCAAUCAGACACGACAAUAACAACAACAAUAAUAAGGAUAAUUAUAACGAGAAUGAUAACGAUAACGAUAAUUAUUAUAGUAAAAUGUAUAAUAAUAAUAAUAAUAAUAAUAAUAAUAAUAAAAAAAUUGAUGAUGAAAAUGACAAGCCCAACUACGUAUACGGCGGUAAAAGGCAUGCCGCCCGUGGUGGUGGUGGUGGUGAUGACGUCACGAAAUUCAAAAUGGAGAUCGUCUCGCAGUGCUAUUAUGAAGAUUACGUAGGGGGCAGGGCGGACAAGCCCUAUGAGCUGGCCAACAAUGGAAAGAAGGUCAUACUCUCCCAGAUUGGCUCGCUCUACCUGGACAACCCCCAGGAACCGGAUCCGGAAGACUGGGGCCUACACUGGGCAUCUAGAUACGUGAACACGAGAAAGAUCUACCACUUCACACCCGUCAACAUCUUCAAUAGUAUCAGAAUGGAGGCAGCUUUGUGGACUGAACUGAUCCGUACAAAACACCGCAUGCACUCCAUGCUGUUCCCGCGUCUCCUGGCCUUUGCCGAGAGAUCCUGGUACCAGCCCAGAUGGGAAGAUGAAGAUGAUGGCAUCGUCAUAGCUCACGAAAGGUCGAAAGAUUGGUCACUAUUCUCAAACAUCAUUGGCAGGCAAGAGCUCAGGAGACUCGAAGAAAUGGGGAUUGAAUACUACUUGCACAAACCUGGCGCACGAUUGGUGGGGGACAAACUUCACAUCAACACCAUGUUCCCCGGAAUGGUGGUGGAAGUCAUCGUCACCAAUAAUAAUAAUAAUAAUAACAAUGACUUUGGGAGGUCAAAGUUCAAGGUCGUCGAUGGCUUCCUGGAUCUGAGGAAGUUGUGGAUGAAUGAUGGUGGAGGAGCCGGUUUCAAUCUCUCACUCAGCACUCUAUCCUUUGAUGGCAAGAGGAAGAGUCGACCGAUCGUAAUGACGUUUAGAAAGCCCUGA
Helobdella robusta is the source of this 5134-nucleotide messenger RNA. RefSeq lists its product as hypothetical. Gene Ontology annotation, cellular component: membrane. The record is from RefSeq and is a predicted model, not a curated record. The transcript is spliced from 26 exons. Gene Ontology annotation, biological process: glycosaminoglycan metabolic process; ganglioside catabolic process; carbohydrate metabolic process. Bases 512 to 5134 code for a protein of 1540 amino acids. Gene Ontology annotation, molecular function: polysaccharide binding; beta-N-acetylhexosaminidase activity. Lineage: Eukaryota; Metazoa; Annelida; Clitellata; Rhynchobdellida; Glossiphoniidae.